Messenger RNA from Teleopsis dalmanni, 1818 nucleotides. RefSeq names its product dynactin subunit 4-like. The coding region runs from base 97 to 1602 and encodes 501 amino acids. Gene Ontology annotation, cellular component: dynactin complex. The record is from RefSeq and is a predicted model, not a curated record. The transcript is spliced from 7 exons. Lineage: Eukaryota; Metazoa; Arthropoda; Insecta; Diptera; Diopsidae.
UGUCAAAUAUAAUUUUUGACAACAAAAAAAGAUAUUUGGCUGGUCGAUUGUGAUAUCAUUUCUUAAACAAAGUAAAUUUCUGCACUAGUGCUGAAAAUGGCUAAUUUUAUGCAAGAAAGUGUUGUGAACUAUGUAUGUUCCUGUGGCAUUUUAAAUCCAAUUUAUAAAUUAUUCUUCUGUCGUCACUGUUUGAAGCUGAGGUGUGGUUUUUGUGUUUGCCACGAAGUAGAUUCUCAUUUCUGUUCUAAUUGUUUGGAAAAUAUACCUUCUUCGGAGGCUAGACACAAAAAAAAUUGCUGUACAAAUUGUUUUGAUUGUCCCAGCUGCCAGCAUACUUUGUCGGCACGCGCUACAACAGUAGUGAAAAAACUGGAUGAUGCCUCUAAAGAAGGAGAAAGUGACCCAACAAAAGUGGUUACUAAAAAAAUGUACUAUUUAUCUUGUUUAGCUUGUCGCUGGACAUCACGCGAUGCUGGUAUACCAGAUCAAUCAGUUGCAACUGGUGCUUGGCCUGAUAGUGAAUGUUCAUACAGAACCAGAUUUAAUUCUUUGUUAGAAUAUUAUCAAGCUGUUGUGUUACAAGACAAACAGGAGAAGCAAGAAUAUAUGCGUCGAAAAACACCAAAAGCGCAUAAGUUUCCAAGUUUGACGGAUCGUACAGGUUUAACUGUAUCAAUGAUACGCCGGCAAAUUGGUUGGUCUGACAAAACCACUCAGAAAGCAAAACCAGUUAAUAUUGCUCCAUCAGUCGCUUCAGAAGAUGUGGGAGAGUUGCCGGCCAGUAUUUUUACUCAAAAACUUAAUCUUAAAAAUAUUACCACAAUCGAACAACGGCACUUUCAACCAGCUGAUCAACCAAUUUCUGUUAAUAAGCUCUAUCCUCAACGACGUUGUCUUUGGAUUAAGCGCUCAUUGCGCUGUCGCCAAUGUGAGCAUAAUGUCAUUAAACCGGAAUAUCAUCCUACUUCCAUCAAAUAUCGUAUACAAUUAUUUGCUAAUUACCAUGUGCCUGAUGUGCUAUUAGUGCGUUGCGAACAGCCACUACUACAAGGCAAAUCAAAUUCUGUAAUACUUAAGUUAACAAAUCCAACUAUGCAUGAUAUGAAAAUAGCUAUAAUGGAUUUACCUACUGUAGAAGAAGAAAUGAAAUUAAUUGAAGCACUUAAAAAUGCUUGCAACGUUAAGGAUACUUCAUUGAUAAAUACAAGUGACCCCAAUAAAUCAAUAACCACAUUAUCUCGACAAACCUCUUUGAAUGAGGAACCUCGUAUGGUGCGAUUCCAGUCCAAUUCUAAAUUGGAAAUGUUGGAUUCUUCAUUUGUUAUAAACUUACGUGAUGAUUCAAAAGAAUUUGAUGAAGUCAUCCCAGGGCAAAAGGAAGAACCAAAAUUUAUUACUUGGCGCAAGGCAAACAAAGUAUCCAUACGCUUAAAUUUCACCCCUGAUGAAACACUUAAACAAGGCGAUGAUGUCAUCUUAGGUUUUAGUAUGGAAUACACUUAUGUCAACACUGUUACCAAUACUGCUGAGAAAAAAGAGCCAACUUCUCAUGCUCUUAACUCCAGAGUGUACAUAAAAGUUGGAGAAAUAGCAGCUCAGUAAUGAGUAACUAGUAAAGCAUAUUUGAUAUGAUCUUUUAAUGGAGUAAACAAAUGAAGAAGAUUAUGUUUAUUUUGCUCUAAAAGAAUUUGAAGUAUUAACAAAUUUAUUAAUUUUAAUAAUACAAAAUUAAAAUUGCUAUUUAAUAGUUUAAAUCAUAUACUCAUUAAUCUUUGAAUGAAGUGCUUAUACACAUGCUUGCAGUUUAUAUUAUUACAA